Messenger RNA from Bactrocera latifrons, 1321 nucleotides. RefSeq names its product microtubule-associated protein RP/EB family member 1 (gene Eb1). Gene Ontology annotation, molecular function: microtubule plus-end binding. The transcript has 7 exons. Lineage: Eukaryota; Metazoa; Arthropoda; Insecta; Diptera; Tephritidae. The record is from RefSeq and is a predicted model, not a curated record. Bases 18 to 938 code for a protein of 306 amino acids. Gene Ontology annotation, cellular component: microtubule organizing center; spindle midzone; cytoplasmic microtubule. Gene Ontology annotation, biological process: protein localization to microtubule plus-end; regulation of microtubule polymerization or depolymerization; spindle assembly.
AUUGUAACAAUACAAAAAUGGCAGUCAACGUGUACUCCACAAAUGUGACUACCGAAAAUUUAUCCAGACAUGAUAUGCUCGCUUGGGUAAAUGAUUGCCUGCAAGCGCAAUUUGGUAAAAUUGAAGAGCUCUGCACUGGCGCUGCUUAUUGCCAGUUCAUGGAUAUGUUGUUCCCAGGCUCGGUGCCAAUGAAAAGAGUCAAGUUCCGUACAAAUUUAGAACACGAAUAUAUUCAGAAUUUUAAAAUCUUGCAAGCAUCUUUUAAAAAGAUGGCAGUUGAUAAGAUAAUACCAGUCGAUAAGUUGAUAAAAGGUCGUUUCCAAGAUAAUUUUGAAUUUUUACAAUGGUUUAAAAAAUUCUUCGAUGCAAAUUAUGAUGGGCGCGAAUAUGAGCCGCUUAUAGCUCGUAGCGGCGUCAAGCUGGGCAAUGGCAUUGGCGGUGGCGGCGGCGGCAGUAGUGGUCGAGGCAGUAGCAACGAUUUACUCGAGAAGCGACCCAUACAGAUGCCAAAUCGAACGCAUGCGUUACCGGCUGUAACACAACGUACCGCUGUUAGGUCGGAACGCGUUGGAGUUUCCAAAGUACCACCUCGCGCCGCAGCACCAGUUGUAACUAAGUCAGCUGCCGUGAAUAAUACCACCGGUGCAGUUAAAAAGUCCGGCGACUCAUCCAAUGCGGUGUCGAACCAACAGAUCGAGGAGUUGUCCAAUCAGGUCAUGGAUAUGCGUUUGAAUUUGGAAGGUUUGGAGAAAGAGCGAGAUUUCUAUUUCUCAAAAUUGCGUGACAUAGAAAUACUCUGCCAAGAAGCAGCAGAAGGUGACCCGCAUCCUUUAAUACAAAAGAUUUUGGAUAUUAUGUAUGCGACCGAGGUAAAGCGCAACACUUCUGAUGGUUUUGCGCCUCCGGAUGAAAUUCCGCCCGAGGAUGAGGAGUAUUAAAAGCAACAACUCGCAAGGAGGAUUGAUUACAGAACUGCAAAUAAACAGAAACUGAGAAACAAAUGUUUAUAUUACACAAAAAAGAAAAAAAACAAGAUUUAAAAAAUACAAGAAUUUAAGCAUAAUAAACUAUGUUAAACAUGAUGGAUAAAUGUUGAAAAUAUUGCUGUACUCAAUGACAAUUUAGAAUGGAAAGUUUCGGCUACUACAGCUAUAACACUCGAAACUGAUGAAGAAGCAAACAGAUAAGGCGAAGUAUCUUUAAUAAAUAAAUACAUGAACAAACUGCUUAAAUUACGAUAAUCUAUAAUAUAAAUACGAACAAAAUCUAACGAAAAUAAACGAUAUUAAUAUUUGAACAUAAAACGUUCAUAAAAAUAAAA